This is a messenger RNA of Elephantulus edwardii (Cape elephant shrew), 1569 nucleotides long. RefSeq names its product dopachrome tautomerase (gene DCT). Gene Ontology annotation, molecular function: oxidoreductase activity; dopachrome isomerase activity. The coding region runs from base 16 to 1569 and encodes 517 amino acids. Gene Ontology annotation, biological process: positive regulation of neuroblast proliferation; developmental pigmentation; melanin biosynthetic process from tyrosine. The transcript has 8 exons. Gene Ontology annotation, cellular component: melanosome. The record is from RefSeq and is a predicted model, not a curated record. Lineage: Eukaryota; Metazoa; Chordata; Mammalia; Macroscelidea; Macroscelididae.
CCCAGGUGGAAAGCCAUGAGCCCUGCUUGGUGGGGGCUUCUGGUCAUCUGCCUCAGCUGUGGGAUCCUGCCUGCAGCCUGGGCUCAGUUUCCCCGGGUCUGCAUGACAGUGGGCAGCCUGGUGUCCAAGGAGUGCUGCCCAGUGCUGGGAAGGGAGCCGGCCAACGUCUGCGGUUUGCAGGAGGGCCGGGGGCAGUGCGCAGAGGUUCAAGCUGACACCAGGCCCUGGAGUGGCCCUUAUGUCCUGAGGAACCAGGAUGACCGAGAGCAGUGGCCCCGGAAGUUCUUCAACCGGACCUGCGUGUGCACAGGGAACUUUGCCGGCUAUAACUGUGGAGACUGCAAAUUUGGCUGGACCGGCCCCAGGUGUGACCAGAAGAAAGCACCAGUGGUUCGGAAAAAUAUCCAUUCCUUGACUCUCCAGGAGAGGGAGCAGUUCUUGGAUGCCCUGGACUUGGCAAAGACCACUAUCCACCCCGACUAUGUGAUCACCACCCAGCACUGGCUGGGUCUGCUGGGGCCCAACGGGACUAAGCCACAAGUCGUCAACUGCAGCUUUUAUGAUUUCUUUGUGUGGCUCCAUUAUUACUCGGUCAGAGAUACAUUGUUAGGACCUGGACGCCCGUACAAGGCCAUAGAUUUCUCACACCAAGGACCUGCCUUUGUUACCUGGCACCGGUACCAUUUGUUGUUGCUGGAAAGAGAUCUCCAGCGACUGACUGGCAAUGAGUCCUUUGCUUUGCCCUACUGGAACUUUGCCACUGGGAGAAACGAGUGUGAUGUGUGUACAGACCAGCUGUUUGGGGCAGCCAGGCAAGACGACCCAACUCUGCUUAGUCCGAACUCAAGAUUCUCCAGCUGGCAAAUUGUCUGCAACAGCUUAGAUGAUUACAACCGCCGGGUCACCCUGUGCAAUGGAACCCAUGAAGGUUUACUGAGAAGAAAUCAAGUGGGAAGAAACAAUGAGAAAUUGCCAACCUUGGAAGACGUACACAAGUGUCUGUCUCUCACAAAUUUUGACAAUCCUCCUUUCUUCCAGAACUCUAAUUUCAGCUUCAGGAAUGCCCUGGAGGGCUUUGACAAACCAGACGGCACCAUGGAUGCUCAAGUGAUGAACCUGCAUAAUUUGGUCCAUUCUUUCUUAAAUGGGACGAAUGCCUUGCCACAUUCUGCUGCCAAUGAUCCUAUUUUUGUGGUCCUUCAUUCCUUUACUGAUGCCAUUUUUGAUGAGUGGAUGAACAAGGUUAAGCCUCCUGUUGACGCCUGGCCUGAGGAGUUGGCUCCCAUUGGCCACAAUCGGAUGUACAACAUGGUACCUUUCUUCCCUCCGGUGACGAAUGAGGAGCUCUUUUUACCUGCAGACCAACUAGGCUACACCUAUGCCAUUGACCUGGCAGUUCAAGAAACUGCUGUUUGGACCUCAGUCCUCUUGUUGGUGAUAGGAGUGCUGCUGGUCCUGGCUGGGUUUUUUGUACUGCUGGGUUUUCUUCAGUACAGAAGAGCAAGAAGAGGAUACACACCCCUAACGGAGGCACAGUUAAGCUAUACGAAGUACACAGAAGACAAGUAG